UGAGACAACAAACCAAACAGUACGGCAGGAUGGAAAGUGUGUUCCACGAGAAACAAGAGGGAUCUCUGUGCGCCCAGCAUUGCCUAAACGCUCUCUUGCAAGGAGCGUACUUUACACCGGUGGAUCUAGCAACGCUGGGGCAGCAGCUUGAUGAUGAAGAGAGAGCGCGCAUGGCAGAGGGUGGUGCCGAAUCAGAGGACUACAGAGCUUUCCUACAGCAACCCUCGGGAAACAUGGAUGACAGUGGCUAUUUCUCGAUACAAGUGUUGAGUGCCGCGCUGAAAGUCUGGGGUGUGGAUCUUGUACCGUACAGCAGCAGAAACCCGAUCGCUCUUGCAGCCAAGGCAAACCCCGUGAACCAGAGAGCCUUUAUCUGUAACUUCAAGGAUCACUGGUUGACGGUGAGAAAGUUGGGUAACCAGUGGUUCAACUUGAACUCGUUGCUCACAGGACCAGAGCUGAUCAGCAACACAUACCUGGCCUUAUUCCUCACACAGCUACAACAUGAAGGUGACCUACAGAGGGCGCUAGAGCUGAGUCGGCGCGCGAUCGAGGAGGAUGAGAGCGAGGAGCUGAAGGCAGCCAUGAUGCUUAGCAUUCAAGACAGCGGGGUGUUACGUGAAGGCAGCGGGGGUGCGUCCCCGGCAGUCGAACCGUCGCCGUCGGACGUGCGACAGAGACGGCAGGCGUUUCUCGACAGACUGGAGCGACAAGGAGGCGCCACGAACGUGACAGAAGCGGGGCAACGCAGCUGUGCCGCGGCCACCACGGCGGAGCAGCCAGGGGGCGCCACCGGCAGUAUACGGGGGCCUUCCGCGAGUGCGACCGAACCGUGGCAACCGGUUAGUGAAAUGUCAGAGGAUGAAAUGCUACUGGCAGCUAUACAUCUAUCCAUGGAAACGAAAUGAUGCGGUCUCUGGAUCGGAAACUGAACGUGGUGCUGAAAGUAUCGAUGUAAGCUAUCCAAGUUCUGACAUACUGAGGUUUUGGAGGGAGGUAACAGUGCAACCGCCAGCGGAUUAACAAAGCUUCGAUUUUAGCGAAGAUUAGAUUCUCUCACGGCGAACGUGGUGUGGAAGAUCAACGACAGUUGCAAUGGUAACGAAUUGCAGAUAGAAUGUGCUGUUACUUUGUGUGAUCAACGUCAUGCAUCUUUGCCAUGCUCGUGAAUUUAAACCUCGUGCGUACAUUCCCGCAUUAUACGUGCAUGCUAAUGGCAUGGCAUGCAUUAGGGUUUUGGUUGAAUGAGAACGGGUUGUGAAUGGUGGAAAAUAUUGAGGAAUUUUAUCAUCUCCAAAGAGUAUGUACAGAGUGUUUAUUUUCGGAUCUCACGACAGGUUCAUUUCCCUGUUAUAGUCCUUACGAUUAUCCUGAUGUCCAGUUAGUACUGGCAGGGGUUAAUAAUGACAAAAAUUAUUAGUAUUAAUAAAUAAUUGAUUAAUUAAAUAAUAAUAAAUUAAUAAUCAUUGUUAACCCCUGAUACUCGUUAACUAUACUUAGAAUUUCGUUUCAUGAGAAGUUUUGUUCAUAGAUGACGCCACCGGAUAAGUCGGCUUUCCAGGAACAGCAGCGUAAAUAAGUAUUGACUUCUGUAAUCACGCUUGUAGCCUAAAUGUAUUGUGAUUGACAAACAGUGUACAUUUUGUGUGUAAAUAAAUGAAUGUUUGAAAUUAUUCACGACGA
This is a messenger RNA of Priapulus caudatus, 1683 nucleotides long. RefSeq names its product ataxin-3-like. Gene Ontology annotation, cellular component: nucleus. The record is from RefSeq and is a predicted model, not a curated record. Gene Ontology annotation, biological process: protein deubiquitination. The transcript is spliced from 7 exons. NCBI's taxonomy places the organism in Eukaryota, Metazoa, Priapulida, Priapulimorpha, Priapulimorphida, Priapulidae. Gene Ontology annotation, molecular function: cysteine-type deubiquitinase activity. Bases 30 to 908 code for a protein of 292 amino acids.